AUGGCUCUCAAGCGAUCCGUCUUUAAAAGGUGGUCGGUAACGGCUCCACAUCUCUGCGAUGUGAAAUGUGGACAAGAGAUCACGUGCCAGAGCUAUAACUACAAUAGAAAAUAUAAGAUAUGUGAACUAAAUAACCGCACCAAGGAGGCAAGACCGCAAAAUUUCCUCUCAGCACCUGCAUGGUUUUACAUCCGGCGACUGAACGGCAGAGCUUCCUUGGGUUCUAUUUCUGAUUUACCAGCGUUGUCUUGUCGCGAAAUAAAGGCGAGUGAAGGAAAAGACACUAUCAGCGGCAAGUACUGGCUGGAUCCAACCAGCAGUGGGAAGGCAGUAUUGAUUUACUGCGACAUGAUUAACGAGGAUACGGAUGAAUGCAAAGAAGACAACCAUGACUGCGACCCGAAUGCAAACUGUACUAACACUUAUGGUUCCUAUAAGUGUACAUGUACGGAAGGGUACACUGGUGAUGGGCACUCAUGUGCGGAUGUUUACGAGUGUAUAAGAAACCAUUCUUGUCAAAUAAAUAGCAGCUGCACAAACAUCAGGGGAUCACGAUUUUGCGCUUGUCAGGCUGAGGUAAUUACCGAUGGAAGCAACUGUACAGAAAGAAAUCGGACAAUGAUGUUUCCACAGUACUACAACUUUCCCGGAAGACGUUUAAUAAAUCAUGUUAUCCAAAGCGUAAUCGUCAAUAACUUGGAUUACUGCGUACUUUUUUGCUACCUGAACGACAACUGCGUCAGUCUGAACUUCAAGAAAAAUGCAGAGCUUGGGGGAAUAGGCUAUAUCUGUGAAGCAAAUAAUGCCACUCAUAUUAAAUAUGACGGUGAUCUGAUACAUGAUGGCGUUUUUUAUUAUCACGGUUCGAAGAGUGCCUGCGAUAAGAAUUCCUUGUGCCAAAAUAAUGCAACUUGUCAGUCUGGUUUUACGUCAAAGGGAUAUCGAUGCUUAUGCCCUCCUGGUUUCGAGGGUGAAUAUUGCGAAAAAGAUAUUGACGAAUGUGAAAGAAAUCUUUCCUCUUGUCACGUAAAUGCUGACUGCCUAAACACCAUUGGAUCGUUUGUUUGUCGUUGUCACACUGGAUACAUUGGAGACGGCACCAAUUGCAAUGCUGAUGUAUGCCAAUUCCACUCUGUUCUAGAAGAUUAUGACAGAGACAUUAAUUACCAAACCCCGCCUGGAAACGAAAAAUGUGACAAUAAUCUGAACUAUGGUUGGUAUCGCUUCCUGAACAUUUCAGGAAUAACAAUGCCGACUACAUGUCCACCUCCUGACACAUGCGGCACAACAUUCCCAGGUUGGUUGUCGGGCGAUCAUCCCACAGUGGAAGAUGGAGAAGUUAGCAGGACAGUCUGCUUCACCGGUCGCUCAUACGAGUGCUGUUACUAUUCUUACAACAUCAGGAUUGAAGUUUUUCUAGGAGGAUCAUUUCUUCACUUGAAUAUAAAUGAUGCUUUCACCAGCUGCGCGCGGUGA
Messenger RNA from Pocillopora verrucosa, 1476 nucleotides. The record is from RefSeq and is a predicted model, not a curated record. Lineage: Eukaryota; Metazoa; Cnidaria; Anthozoa; Scleractinia; Pocilloporidae.